Molecule: messenger RNA, 1569 nt
Organism: Trichoderma breve
Lineage: Eukaryota; Fungi; Ascomycota; Sordariomycetes; Hypocreales; Hypocreaceae
Product: glucanosyltransferase domain-containing protein
Exons: 3
Coding region: 1-1569 (522 amino acids)
Biological process (GO): fungal-type cell wall (1->3)-beta-D-glucan biosynthetic process
Cellular component (GO): cytoplasm; fungal-type cell wall
Molecular function (GO): 1,3-beta-glucanosyltransferase activity
Source: RefSeq, a predicted model, not a curated record
AUGGGCAUCUAUAGCGUUUCAUUAUCGUUUUUGCUGUUUGCUUCCGUGGGUUUAAGCGCCGAUCUUCCGUCGAUUCAGAUUAAAGGGUCCAAAUUCUUUUACCCCAAUGGCACUCAAUUUUUCUUGAAAGGAGUUGCCUAUCAGCAGGAUUCUUCCGCCAAUGGAGCGGUCUCGACCAACACGAAAUUCGUCGACCCGUUAGCGAACGAGGCAAAUUGCAAGCGUGAUAUUCCAUUACUCAGUCAGCUUGGCACCAACGUUAUCCGCACGUAUGCAAUCGAUCCGACCGCCGAUCAUUCCGCUUGCAUGUCCUUGCUCAACGAUGCGGGUAUAUACGUUAUUUCGGAUCUUAGCAACCCCCAGCAGUCUAUAAAUCGUGGAAACCCGCAGUGGAAUGUCGAUCUUUUCACCCACUUUCAGCAGGUUGUAGACAGUUUCGCUAAUUACACCAAUGUGAUUGGCUUCUUUGUUGGCAACGAGGUCACCAAUAAUGCUACCACGACAUCUGCUUCCGCCUAUGUGAAAGCUGCAGUGCGAGAUGUGAAGCAGUACAUCAAAGACAAGAAAUACCGUGCUAUGGGUGUGGGAUACGCCGCCGAUGACGACUCGGAUAUCAGAAACCAGAUAGCCGCGUACUUCAACUGCGGGCCAACAUCAGACAGUGUCGACUUCUUUGGGUACAAUGUCUACGAAUGGUGCGGCGAGAAAACUUUUGAGACAUCCGGUUAUAAUCGAAUUCUUGAGUUUUUCCAGGACUACUCUGUACCGGUUUUCUUUGCCGAAUAUGGCUGCAAUCUCCCCAACGGAGCAGCAGACCGCAUAUUCCAAGAAACAGGUGCACUUUACGCACACAACAUGACUGCGGUUCUCAGCGGUGGCAUUGUCUAUGAAUACUUUGAAGAAACUAAUGACUAUGGCCUGGUCCAGAUAAACGGCAAUACCGCCACGAAACUUAAGGACUUUGGUGCUCUCCAACAACAGAUUCAGGCAGUUAACAUCCAAGGAGUUGAGAUGUCAAGUUACAACCCUUCCAAUCAGCCUGCCGACUGCCCUGCGGUCAAUUCGACGUGGGAGUCGAGCGACAAGCUCCCGCCAACUCCCGACACCGACGCUUGCAGCUGCAUGGUCAAGGCCUCCCAGUGUGUCGUCUCCAACAGUACAGACUCUACUGACUACGGAAGUUUAUUUGACUAUGUCUGCGGGUCUGAUCAGAGCUUGUGCGACGGCAUUAAUGGCAACACCUCCACUGGCGAUUACGGUGCAUUUAGCAUGUGCAGCGAUCAGGACAAGCUGACGUAUGUCCUGAACCAGUACUAUCUGAAGCAGAACAAGGACAGCACUGCUUGUGACUUCAAUAGCAGCGCCGAGACGCAAACUGCCUCUGGAAGUGUGGACAAGUGCAGUGCCGCGGCCGCCUCCAGCAACUCUACAGACUCGGGCGACUCUUCAGGUUCAGGCAGCGAUGAUAAGGACAAUGGCAGUGCGGAUUCUCUGAUCCCUGGAAGCUGGCCUCUUGGCACAGCAAUGUUUAUUACUCUUCUUGUAAGCACAGGCAUGAUAAGCCUAUAA